Messenger RNA from Triplophysa rosa, 2074 nucleotides. RefSeq lists its product as uncharacterized. The transcript has 16 exons. The record is from RefSeq and is a predicted model, not a curated record. NCBI's taxonomy places the organism in Eukaryota, Metazoa, Chordata, Actinopteri, Cypriniformes, Nemacheilidae. Gene Ontology annotation, molecular function: protein binding. The coding region runs from base 185 to 1486 and encodes 433 amino acids.
CUGCGCUCUAAUCAACAUUGUAGCUUACAUUAUAGUGUUUCACUUAUUAACCAACCUUGAGAAAACAAACCUCCAAUGACGGGUUAUUAUUUCGCUAAAGGCGCAUUUGCUUUCAGCCCUGCCGAACUGGAUGAACGGUGCGUAAUGCGCGUAGAGGGGAUCGAAACGCACUGCAUGUACCAUAAUGCCAGCUAAAGAUCCUCUCAUUGAGAAGCUUAAAGUGUGCAUUCUGAAUUUGAAGUGUGAGGGCACAGUGACAGACUCCAGCGCACACCUGGUGUCCUGCUGUGAACUCCUGGAGCUUAUAUUGCGAAAGGGACUUCAGCAGCCUGUUCUGAGUUUGGCACAUAGAGAUUACUGGCAGUGUUUUAAACAGCUAAUACAGCACGACACAUGUGGCCGGCUGAGUUCAGUCUCUUUGGCAGUGCAACAGACAGCAGCCUGCAGCAAGAUUAUUACCUCUCAGGGCCGAGGACGCUUCUUUAUACGGCUGAUGCUGAUGAAAAGAACUCUGGGAAAUGUAGUAAAACAUCUACUCCACACAAACAGAGUGAUCGAGUGGUAUAGCCCCAACGUUGCUAUAUUAAGAAAUGAAGAGUUUGUAGAACCAUUUAUCUCACUGUCUAUGGUAUUGUCAGAAAUGGAGUUUAAGCUCAAUAUUGAGAAUUGCAGCUUCCUGGAUGAAAGCUGGCUGCUUCCGGUGUGUCAAAUCUAUGAAGCCGUUCCAUGCCAGGAGUUGGGCAUGGUGCUCAGGUACCUCAAUGGACGUGUUUUUGUGCUUGACCUGCUGAAGGGCAGUCAAGCACAGGCGGACAUGUUUGUAGAGCCUGGUGACAUCAUUGAUGAAAUCAAUGGAAUAUCUCUGAGGAAUGCCAGCAAUGGACAGGCAGGUGUGGUUUUCUCUAAGCUGAAGGGUCAGCCUCUUUCCAUUCGGUUGAUACGAUGGAGAGCAGAAAAUGGGUCCAUCUAUCAACCUUUGGUUAAACACUUACAGCAGCUUAAAGAGGAAAACACAUCACUUCAAUUCGGCCCGAAAUCGAUGUCUCAUAAAACCGUGGGUCAGAAAAGAGGGCAAACGCCCUGUGUAAAAGAUGGCAGGAUCCUGUAUGCUGUGCAGCUCUUAGGAAAAGCAAACAUAGGAAUGUAUGGAGGUAAAGAGGUUUUGCAGCACGCCAUUCCUGUUGUCCUGGAGUGCAAGCAGGAUAGAAAGGAAGUCCUUCUGGAUGUAAAGGAGACUCACCUUACCUGCACUGAUAAAACCAGUCAGCAGCUGUGUCAGCAUCAUUUCCCAGAAAUAUCAUGUGUUGGGAGGUUUGGAAACCAACCUGAUUUAACCAUUUUUGCCUUCUGUGUAUUAGAUACACCACAAACAGAAAGACCAAUAGGUUUCUGUUGUGUGGUCCUUCAGGCUGCUACAAGUAGUGAGUGUGAAGAAAUUGUUAAUCGUAUUGCUGCUGGGUUCAAACAUACAGAAUGGUUUGUGUGAGGAACAUCAUCACUAGUGGAUUGGAGUUGUAGUGGAGUUUUUAAUUUGUUUAAAAAAGUUUCUUGUUUGUGUUAUCAUAUUUGACAUAUGUGACCCUGGACAACAAGUCUAUGGGUCAAUUUUUCAAAAUUGAGAUUUUUACAUAAUCUGAAAGAUGAAUAAAUAAACUUUCUAUUGAUGUAUGAGUUGUUAGAAUAGGACAAUAUCUGACUGAGAUACAACCGUUUAAAACUCUGGAAUCUGAGAGUGCAAAAAAAUCUAAAUAUUGAGAAAAUUGCCUUUGAAGUUGUUAAUCAGGGGCACUGUGGCAGACCAUCCACUCACAAAAAUAAAGUUUUUAUAUAUUUAAGGUAGGAAAUUUACAAAAUAUCUUCAUGGAACAUGAUCUUUACUUAAUAUCCUAAUGAUUUUUGACAUAAAAGAAAAAUCGAUAAUUUUGACCCACACAAUGUAUUUUUGUCUUUUACUAAAAAUGUUCCCGUGCUACUUAAGACUGGUUUUGUGAUCCAGGGUCACAUAUGAAUAUUGUAAAAAAAAACUGUAAUACUCUGUAUCUGUGCAAUGCUAUUUUGGAAGAAAUACAUAAAA